AAAUUUCAUUCUUGUUUCACAUUUUGACCAGAGAAUACAAUAUUUUCUUGCUUAACAAAUUUAAACAUUCUUAAAAAAGCGUACUCAUCUUAUAUUUGCAUUAAUUACGAACUUUUAAAACUUUUGGACAAAAAAUGUUUCGACUUGGACAACUCGCCUCAAUCUUCGGGGGAAGAAAUCUCUUUAUCAUGCAACAGAGUACAAGAUUCGCCUCCAUAAUUUCCGACGGGCGUGGAAAAUGUGACGAGAGUUUCGACUCCAAUUACAAGAUGUGUUUCGGGCCCAGUAGUGAAUCACAUCUGGGAAUAAAAGACGUCACCAAGGAGAACGUCUGGGGGUAUAAAUUUCCCCAGGUUUGUCUCAAGUAUGGGAAGGAAGAUUCGAUUCAGCACGCUUUGGCAGUUGGCAUUGACGCGUCCUACCCGAACUCGUCUCGUUAUCUGGACCGGGGAGAUAAAUCACUGCACGUCCUACCCACCUUUUUGCUCCCAUUGGCCAACAAGAUUUUAAUGGAAUUGUCGCGACAGUCGCAAAUAAUUCCGAACGAUAGGACCGUUCAUGGGGAGAUUUAUAUCAAAAUGUUACACCCUCUCGAACCAGAAGGGGAAAUUUGGUACGACUUGGAACUCGUAGAUAUCCUGGAUAAAGGAAAGGGGACCCUGUACUGUUACAAUUUUCACGGGACGGAUACAACCGGAACCAAAAUAUUUCUUAUUGAAUACCAAAUGUACGAGAUUGGGACGGGAAGCGACUCAUCUUCCGGAAAAGGGCGGCCGACCCGAUCAGAAAAAGUCAUACCCAUCCUGCCCCCACCACAGGGGAAGGAACCGGAUGUCGUCUUCCCCUUCACCGUGGUCCCAUUCGAUCCCAAAUAUUUUGACGAGGAGGGAUCCCCCUUGGCGAAAAAUGUGUCCAUUUAUUCCACCCAGCAUUACAAGCAGUACUACUCGAUCACCGAUAAGCUUCGCCCGGAACCCAGGUGCCACGGGAGGUACUAUUUGGGCGGCGUGAUUCAGAGUAUUUUCAAAUAUUUUGGAGAUGGAGAUGCCUCAAAGUUCAAAAGUGUGAAGACGCGACUAGCAUAUCCUGUCUCUCCUGGGGAGACGAUUUUAACAAAGGCGUGGCAUCUCGGGGAGAGAAUUCAAUUCGAAACUUUUUCAAAACAAAAUGGAAAGUGCGUUUUGCAAGCUUCAUAUAUCGAUCUGGAUUGAUGUUCAAGAACAGUUUUAUUAUUUUUUGACAUUUAUUUUUGUUGUUAUCUUAUUCCUCGUAUUUCUCGUAUUGUAAAAUAAGUUAUGUACGACAGUUACGAGAUUUUGUAAGGGAAAGUUCAUAUAUUUGAUACGUCAUCAAAAAUUUUGGUGUAUGGUUUUGGGUCGCUUAUCUUAUUCGCGUUAAGCUUGACAUUAAUAGGAUGAGGAAGGGGUGGGUGAGUUGAGUGUUAAAAAAAUCUACGUUUUUUGACAGCGUAAUAUAUGCAUAUUCCCCAAGCCCCGUAAGAUCUUGUCAUCAAAAAUCACGUUACUAAGGUUACGAUUUUUACGAAGUGUGACCCCUUGUUUUUCUUCGCAAACUAUUUUAAGGUACUUACAAUUUUUACAACUUUGACAAAUAUUUUGACCAAUUCCAACCAUCGCACAACUGCCUCAAGAAACGUUUGUUGUUUUGACUUGGACCACAUAAUUUUAAAAUUUCAACCAAAUCUGAGUGUUACACUUCAUAUCAUCGCAUUAUAAGAUAAUUGUGAAUACCCUCAGUAAUUAUGUUUCUUAUAAAUUGAUAAAUAAAUCAAUACAAAUAACAAAGCUUA
This is a messenger RNA of Folsomia candida, 1810 nucleotides long. Its product is annotated as peroxisomal multifunctional enzyme type 2. Gene Ontology annotation, cellular component: peroxisome. The transcript is spliced from 5 exons. The record is from RefSeq and is a predicted model, not a curated record. Bases 135 to 1211 code for a protein of 358 amino acids. NCBI's taxonomy places the organism in Eukaryota, Metazoa, Arthropoda, Collembola, Entomobryomorpha, Isotomidae.